Candoia aspera is the source of this 936-nucleotide messenger RNA. It is a transcript of the gene OTX2, whose product is annotated as orthodenticle homeobox 2. The transcript has 3 exons. Gene Ontology annotation, biological process: regulation of transcription by RNA polymerase II; multicellular organism development. Gene Ontology annotation, molecular function: DNA-binding transcription factor activity, RNA polymerase II-specific; RNA polymerase II cis-regulatory region sequence-specific DNA binding. NCBI's taxonomy places the organism in Eukaryota, Metazoa, Chordata, Lepidosauria, Squamata, Candoiidae. Gene Ontology annotation, cellular component: nucleus. The record is from RefSeq and is a predicted model, not a curated record. The coding region runs from base 1 to 936 and encodes 311 amino acids.
AUGAUGUCUUAUCUUAAGCAACCACCUUACGCAGUCAACGGCCUAAGUCUCACCACCUCCGGGAUGGAUCUUCUCCAUCCCUCCGUCGGGUACCCAGGCCCCGGAGUUAACCAGACCCCGGGCUUUCCUCCCGAGCGGUCAUUGGGCGCUUCUUCUUCCCCAGCAACCCCUCGGAAACAGCGGAGGGAGCGCACCACCUUCACCCGCGCGCAGCUGGACGUCCUGGAGGCCCUUUUCGCGAAAACCCGCUACCCGGACAUCUUCAUGCGCGAAGAGGUGGCCCUCAAAAUAAACUUGCCGGAGUCCCGGGUGCAGGUGUGGUUCAAAAACCGUCGGGCCAAAUGCCGCCAGCAGCAGCAACAGCAGCAGAAUGGGGGCCAGAAUAAAGUGAGGCCUGCAAAGAAGAAAAGUUCUCCAGCCAGAGAAGUGAGUUCAGAGAGUGGAACCAGUGGCCAAUUUACACCUCCAGCCAGUACCUCAGUCCCUGCCAUUUCCAGCAGCAGUGCUCCAGUGUCCAUCUGGAGCCCGGCAUCCAUCUCUCCUCUCUCAGACCCCCUGUCCACUUCUUCUUCAUGCAUGCAGAGGUCCUAUCCUAUGACCUACACUCAGGCUUCAGGCUAUAGCCAAGGAUAUGCCGGCUCAACCUCAUAUUUUGGAGGAAUGGACUGUGGAUCUUACCUGACCCCUAUGCAUCACCAGCUCCCUGGACCAGGGGCCACCCUUAGCCCCAUGGGUACCAAUGCUGUGGCCAGCCAUCUCAACCAAUCUCCAGCUUCACUCUCAACUCAAGGUUACGGAGCUUCAAGUUUGGGGUUUAACUCAUCUACUGAUUGUUUGGAUUAUAAGGAUCAAACAGCCUCCUGGAAGCUAAACUUCAAUGCUGACUGCUUGGAUUAUAAAGACCAGACAUCUUCAUGGAAGUUCCAGGUUUUGUGA